AUGGUUGAAUUGGAUCUCCAAGCAUCGAUAGAGCGUGGAAUGCCUCCAAAUGUCCGAUUAGGAGAUUUCAACAUCAAACCACCACUAAACGUCGACGAUGAAAACCUUGAGGAGUCUAUGCAAGACUCUUUAGUCAGCAUGCCAAUUGAUACACUGAUAAACGCUUCUUUCCAAGCGCUUCUCUAUCACUCGUUGCCCGUGAGGCUAAAGAUAUGCGCCUUCAUAAAUGGAUGUUGCGAAGAGGUCGAUUUUGACAAGGUCUUGGAACUAGAGGAGGAGCUACGACAGGCACUUCAAGACAUUCCAGCAUGGGAUAGCCCUCAAGCUGAUCCACGACAGCACCGAACCGCGACAUACAUUAAACACAUGCUAGGUAUCGUCCUGCACCAGUACAUCGUCUUGCUACAUUUCCACUUCCUGGUCCGAACUACCUCCCUAUCUAAAUCCCUGAUUUGCCGACGCGCGAGGUUAGACGCAUCCACGAAGAUCCUCGACUAUUACCAAAGACUCAUAAAGGAGGAGAUGUUGCCAGAGCAAGCUUGCAGGACGGGUUUAACACUUGCGGCACUGAGCAUCUGCCAUGAAAUCUACCUGAAUCUUGAAUCACGCGGUUAUGGCCAGAGUCGGCUGCAGAAUCGGACAAAGAAGCUGGAGAGCGAGUGA
Fusarium musae is the source of this 663-nucleotide messenger RNA. RefSeq lists its product as uncharacterized. Lineage: Eukaryota; Fungi; Ascomycota; Sordariomycetes; Hypocreales; Nectriaceae. Gene Ontology annotation, molecular function: DNA-binding transcription activator activity, RNA polymerase II-specific; RNA polymerase II cis-regulatory region sequence-specific DNA binding. Bases 1 to 663 code for a protein of 220 amino acids. The record is from RefSeq and is a predicted model, not a curated record. Gene Ontology annotation, cellular component: nucleus. The transcript is spliced from 2 exons. Gene Ontology annotation, biological process: regulation of transcription by RNA polymerase II.